AUGGAAAUCACUAAUUCUAAAGAAUACUUUAAUAAUAUUGAAGAGCUUCUGAAUGACGCUUCAUUAUCAUCUCAUAAAUAGAUUUAAAUUUCUUUAUAUGAAAAGCUUGGAAGAAACGAUUUCAAAAAUAUGUGCAAAGCAUUAGAGAAUUGUAUUAAUCUCUUAUCUCUAAAUAUUAAUAUAGGAAAGUUAUAAAUUGGAAAUUAAGGUAUGAGAUUUUUGUUUUCUAGCUUAAUUAAAUGCCCAAAUAUCUCAACUUUAAGCCUCAUUUUACCAUAAAAUUAAAUUUGUGAUAGUGGAGCAUCACACUUAGAAUCUGCUUUAGGGAAUAUUAGUAAACUCUAAAAUCUUACUCUUGACAUUAGUAACUGUAGUAUACAAUGCAAAGGAGCUUCAGCUUUAGCAUCUGGUUUAUCAAGAUGUUAAAAUAUCUAUUUACUUAAGCUUAACAUCAGUUAUAAUUAGAUUGGAUCAUAAGGUAUGUCAAAAUUAAGCUCUGCUUUAGAAAAUUGCAAAUAACUUUCAAUUUUUGAAAUUAAUUUAAAUUAUACUAAUAUUGGCGAUAAGGGAGUUUCAGCUUUAGGUUCUGCUUUGGCAAAAUACACUUCUCUCUCUUUUUUUUAAAUUUAACUUUGGAACAUUCAAAAAGUCCUUGGAUCUGAGGGCGUUUCAAAUUUAGGUAUUGGUCUGUCAUAAUGCAAAAAUCUCUAAACUUUGAAAAUUGAUUUAUAUGACAAUGAAAUUGAUGGAUAAGGGGCAUCAAGUUUAGUUUAUGGUUUAAAAAAGUUAAAUCAACUAUAAAAUUUGAGUCUUAAUCUUAGUAGAAAUAAAAUUGGAAAUAACGGAUAGAUUGACAUCUUCUCUCCUUUAUAAAGUUGCAUUUUUCUUUAAACUUUUGAUGUUGAUCUUAGAGGUAACGAAUUUAGUAGCGAGGAUUUAAUAGCUUUAAGUUCUACUCUAAAAAUCUGUAAUAAUUUAUCAACUUUAUCACUUAUCAUAAGUAGUGUUUAUAUCACAGGCUAUGGUUUGUAAGGAUUAGCUUUUGGUAUAGAAAAAUGCUUUAAACUCUAACACCUUACUCUUGAUCUAAGUUUUAAAAAUAUUAAUGUUGAAGAUAUAUAAAUUUUAGGCUCUUGUAUAGCAAAGUGUAGUAACUUAUUAACUUUAUUUCUUUAAAAUAUUUUUAGGUUUUAAUAUGAUGAAGAAAUUUCGCUUGGAAGAAACGAUUUCAAAAAUAUAUGCAAAGAAUUAGAGAAUUGUAUUAAUCUCUUAUCUCUAAAUCUCAAAAUAGGAAAAUUAUAAAUUGGAAAUUAAGGUAUGAGAUUUUUGUUUUCUAGCUUAAUUAAAUGCCCAAAUAUCUCAACUUUAAGCCUCAUUUUACCAUAAAAUUAAAUUUGUGAUAGUGGAGCAUCACAAUUAGAAUCUGCUUUAGGGAAUAUUAGUAAACUCUAAAAUCUAACUCUUGACAUUAGUAACUGUAGUAUACAAUGCAAAGGAGCCUCAGCUUUAGCAUCUGGUUUAUCAAGAUGUUAAAAUAUCUAUUUACUUAAGCUUAACAUCAGUAAUAAUUAGAUUGGAUCAUAAGGUAUGUCAAAAUUAAGCUCUGCCUUAGAAAAUUGCAAAUAGCUUUCAAUUUUAGAACUUAAUUUAAAUUCUACUAAUAUUGGCGAUAAGGGAGUUUCAGCUUUAGGUUCUGCUUUGGCAAAAUACACUUCUCUCUCUUUUUUUUAAAUUUAACUUUGGAACAUUCAAAAAGUCCUUGGAUCUGAGGGUCUUUCAAAUUUAGGUAUUGGUCUGUCACAAUGCAAAAUUCUCUAAACUUUGAAAAUUGAUUUAUUUAACAAUGAAAUUGAUGGAUAAGAGGCAUCAAAUUUAGUUUUAGGUUUAAAAAAUUUAAAUCAGCUAUAAAAUUUGAGUCUUAAUCUUAGUAGAAAUAAAAUUGGAAAUAACGGAUAGAUUGACAUCUUUUCUCCUUUAUAAAGUUGUAUUUUUCUUUCAACUUUUGAUGUUGAUCUUAGAGGUAACGAAUUUAGUAGCGAGGAUUUAAUAGCUUUAAGUUCUACUCUAAAAAUCUGUAAUAAUUUAUCAACUUUAUCACUUAUCAUAAGUAGCAAUGAUAUCACAGACUAUGGUUUGUAAGGAUUAGCUUUUUGUAUAGAAAAAUGCUUUAAGCUCUAACACUUUACUCUUGAUCUAAGUUUUAAUAAAAUUACUUUUGAAGCAAGAAGAUUAGUUAAAAGAUAAAUUGGUUUGUGA
This is a messenger RNA of Tetrahymena thermophila SB210, 2256 nucleotides long. RefSeq names its product kinase domain protein. Gene Ontology annotation, cellular component: perinuclear region of cytoplasm; nucleus; cytosol. Lineage: Eukaryota; Ciliophora; Oligohymenophorea; Hymenostomatida; Tetrahymenidae. Gene Ontology annotation, molecular function: small GTPase binding; GTPase activator activity. The record is from RefSeq and is a predicted model, not a curated record. Gene Ontology annotation, biological process: activation of GTPase activity; nucleocytoplasmic transport. The transcript has 3 exons.